AUGGAGGUUGAAGACUGGGACAUGAGCACUCGACUCCUCUACGGCCUUCAGCAUUCUCCUCCGUCCGACCACGGAAUGGCUGAGCAGUAUCCAGACAGCAAGAUACAGCAUGAGCUCAAGGCCAUCGCUGUGAGGCUUUAUAACCAUCAGAAGAUGACACCAAUGUUUGCUAGCAAGGUCACGGACGGCAGAAACACCCUCGCAUAUCUUCUGUGUGCCUCGUACGAAUCAAGUCCAUCUUCAUCACCUGAGUCGAAUGGUCGAUUGAGGUUGCGCAACUGUACUCCUUUACCGCUCGCUCAGUGGGACCGCCUGUACUACGUCGUUUGCGCUGAGAUACGGUCCAUGUACAGUGCGCUCGAAGAAGCGUUCGGCAAGGACUUUGAGGGCGGAGCGACGAUCUUGCAUAACGCUGGACCAGAGGGUAUCAGCGGCUCUCCUCGCCACCUAAUCAGUGGCCUUCGACUAGCUCGCAUAUUGGAAGACACGUGGAUAGCGGUCACCGACGAACGCUUGAGGGGGCCAUUGAAUGCAGCAUUAGCUGGUCGACUAAUCAACACUGACGGCAUGGAUCCUGAGGAGAUCACCGAGAUGGUCUUCAACGAUCUCCCCAAAGCGACCACCAGGCGUAGUGAUGACGAAACACUUCUAGCCAGAGCUCGUGCAGAGGUGCGCGAGCUGUCUCAUUCACCUCCUCGCCGCAAGAACAGCAAACACAGCCCAUCCACUCAAUGCCGAUGUAGCUCCGGCUGCAGAUGUCGAAAAGUCUGCGGCCUGCAGCCGAAUGAAUGCGAAUGUACUCACAUGCGAGGACAAAUUUGCGAGAUGAUGGAGAAGCAGCACGACGUUCACAAUGCCGUGCAAGAAGUCCUCACCCGCGCUUUGACCGGGAAUGUGCAGACUCACAAUCACAUACUCGGCGCCGCGACCAACAAUAUCGCACAAAUGCAGGUUACGGAUACGGCGCACUCAGAGCCGCAUGCCGUACAGACAAGCAUGACAGCCUAUCAAGCUAGCGAGAAAGCCGAAGCAGGAAUCUUACAGAAGCAGCGCAAACGUGCCAACACCAAUAACAGCGAGCUGGCCUAUGUGCCGCCGCCUCGCACACCGACUCGUGGCAAAAAGGAUGCGUACCCACUGGGCUUCUAUGGCGACUACUCAGGCCACCGCUAUCCAACUUUCCGCGCGACGCCCGAUAGCGCACCACCGCCUGUAUAUGGCUCUUCCUACAGCUCGCAGAUUCCAGCACGAAAGCCUGUACCUCGUGCCGCUAGCAAGGCCGAGGAGCAAAUCUUAGGCUGCGAUUCAACGGAGAUCAACAGAUCCGUGGCAGAGUCCGAAAGCAAAGGCCUUUACACCCAGAGCUUCCCGGUCCCAGCUCACUGGAAUCCACGCCAGCCCAUCUUUGGAGCAGCACACGAGGAUGCGCAAUCCUACGCCGACCUAGCAGAAGAAGCCCACAACGCCAUCCGUCCCUUCUCCGACGAGCCAGACUUCUACCUGCCCGCCCACGAACCAUUUCGUCCAGCCUUGCACACAACACCAACAGCACCAGUCACAAUCCCCAACACAACCAAGAGCAACCAAGAAGCCAACGGCAGCCCCUCUUCAGCCACCUCCUCACUCAACAAACCCUGCCCACCCCUUCCCCCAACCACCCUCCUCCCAGAACCCGACUUCAUCCGUCCUCGCCCAGCACUAAAACAACGCUACGUCUCCGCCGGCGGCAACACCAAACUCUCCGACCGCGAAGAGAUUUCCGGUCCCGCCAUGAGCGCCACGAUCUCUUCACGCAACAGCGGCGUUCGACCCAUCCCGAAGGAUCAGUUAUUCGAGAUGCUCAAUGAUCCGGACUUCGUGCGGGCAAAUUUCGGUGAGGAGGCCGCAGGCAAGAUGCCUGUGGCGACUCCUCCUGUGAGUGCCAGGCCGAGCGUUGAUAACAGCCCCUCGAAGCAUGGUGGGGGAGUGAGGAGUAGUGCGACUGCGAUUGGAACUGCUAGUUGGGAUUCGAAAGUUGAAGGGUUCGGGUAUCAGAUCAAGAGGGAGAGGACGGAGAGUGGAGGCUCGUUCACGGGGAGGCUGAGGAGGGCGUUUUCGCGGAAGAAUAGUCAGGUUGAGUGA
This is a messenger RNA of Recurvomyces mirabilis, 2121 nucleotides long. RefSeq lists its product as uncharacterized. Bases 1 to 2121 code for a protein of 706 amino acids. NCBI's taxonomy places the organism in Eukaryota, Fungi, Ascomycota, Dothideomycetes, Mycosphaerellales, Teratosphaeriaceae. The transcript is spliced from 2 exons. The record is from RefSeq and is a predicted model, not a curated record.